Messenger RNA from Sorex fumeus (smoky shrew), 1896 nucleotides. RefSeq names its product GRAM domain containing 2B (gene GRAMD2B). The transcript is spliced from 15 exons. Bases 505 to 1524 code for a protein of 339 amino acids. The record is from RefSeq and is a predicted model, not a curated record. Lineage: Eukaryota; Metazoa; Chordata; Mammalia; Eulipotyphla; Soricidae.
AAAGAGCGCUUCCUGCAAUGUGGGCGCUGUGCAAAGCUGAGGCGCUGAGGUUUUUCCACCUUAUUGCGGGGAUCGGGACAUGAGCCCCUGAGCUGAUUUCUUCACUCGGCAGCCCACACAUGAUGGUAAAGAAAAGAAUGUCUUCCAAUGACUUGGUGUUCAGAUUUGAGAUCCCCGGAAGCCCCAGGACAGCCGGCACGGCUCCCAACAGCCCCAGGGCCCCGCUCAGCCCCGCUGACAGCCCCAACUCCGUCUUCCUCAGCUCCGAGGCUGAGAAUGGCGUGGAGGAGAAGAAGAGGUUGUCCAGGUCGCCCACGAUCCAGUCCCCCACCCUGUCCAGUGAGGCCGAGUCCCCAGACCAGAGGAAAAUCAUUUGCCUGCGCCCACAUCUUCUCUCCAAAUCUCUACUUCAUUCAGGACCACGCGUAAUCCACUAGUUCUGAGAAUGCUUGUUUAGUGCGUGAGAAGAACGACUGUAAGACAGAGGACAAGAAUGACUCCAAGAUGGACCGGAAAAAGUCAUCCUCCUCCUCCAGCCAGUACAAAGCCAACAUGCACUUCCACAAGCUGUUUCUUGACGUCCCCACAGAGGAGCCGCUGCAGCAAAGUUUUACCUGUGCUCUCCAGAAAGAAAUACUGUAUCAAGGAAAGCUCUUCGUAUCAGAAAACUGGAUUUGUUUUCAUUCCAAGGUCUUUGGGAAAGACACCAAGAUCGCCAUUCCGACUUUCUCGGUCACCCAGCUCAAGAAAACCAAAACUGCCCUGCUGGUGCCAAAUGCCCUGGUCAUCACCACAGUCACGGACAGGUACAUAUUUGUCUCCCUGCUCUCCAGAGAUUCCACUUACAAGUUAAUAAAAUCUGUGUGUAGUCACUUAGAGAAUACAAGUGUUGCUAACAGUCCCAACCCGUCUUCUCUUGAGAACAGUUUCCGGGCAGACCGCCCUUCGUCACUGCCUCUGGAUUUCAACGAUGAAUUCUCAGACCUGGAUGGAGUGGUUCGGCAAAGAAGGAAACACAUGGAAGGCUACAGCAGUUCUGGUUCUCAGACCCCAGAAUCAGAGAACUCUCGAGAUUUCCUUGUGGCCGAAUCCCAGGCAGCUUUGAAUGUCUCCAAGGGAGAAGUCAAGCCAGCGCGGGUAGAUGCCCAUGUGAACAGAGUGCCUGAAGGAAAAGCUAAAAGCCUCCCAGCCCAUGGUCAGCCAGAAACCACAGGGAUCCUACACAAAGUAAAACCUCAGAAAUGUCUGAGUCUCCAUCAUAUUCUUAUAUUCUAUGCAGUUGUUGUCUGUGUACUAAUCAUCUCGACCUUCUACAUGAGAUACAGAAUUAAUACCCUGGAGGACCGGCUGGGGUCACUCACCACCAAUGUGGACACCCAUCCUAAUGAACAGACAGCACCAUCCGGCCUGGGGUCACAAGUUCAAUUAAAUGUGGAGGUCCUCUGCCAAGAGCUUACAGCUAACAUAAUGAAAUUAGAAAAGAUACAAAACAACUUACAAAAGCUACUUGAGAAUGGUGACUGACCAACCCGAGGACCUGGGCCUCCCAGAAACCUCAGGCUUCCCUUAGAAGACAAUGCUCCCGACCGGGCCUAGGAAAGUGGAAAGUGCUCCCUGCUGGCGGAGGAGCAAGUGAGCGAGCAGACGGGCAGCUGGACAGGGGCACAUGUGCACCAAGGAGGUGUCCGCUCAGGCAAGGGGUGGGGGGAGCUUCAGUUCUUGUGCAAUAAAAGUUGACCUUGGCUCUGAGUUUUCCCAGCUGCUGCCUACAGCACAUUAACCUCUCUGGGAGGUCUCAGAAAGGGGCAGGGGUGCCUCUCAAAUGGUGGUGGUGACAGUCAGCCAACACUCCACUCCCUGCUCCUCAUUCCCCCAUACCCCCCCAAAAAAACAAAA